This is a messenger RNA of Diospyros lotus (date-plum), 3037 nucleotides long. Its product is annotated as probable transmembrane GTPase FZO-like, chloroplastic. Gene Ontology annotation, cellular component: chloroplast membrane. The coding region runs from base 167 to 2956 and encodes 929 amino acids. The transcript has 11 exons. Gene Ontology annotation, biological process: thylakoid membrane organization. Gene Ontology annotation, molecular function: GTP binding. The record is from RefSeq and is a predicted model, not a curated record. Lineage: Eukaryota; Viridiplantae; Streptophyta; Magnoliopsida; Ericales; Ebenaceae.
ACAGACCACAGAAAGCCAAAUCCAUCAUCGCCCCUCUGAAAUCUCACAAGAUAAGGUUGUCUCUCCUACUCUUCUCCUUCGUCGCUCUGGUCUCAUCAUCUCUUCCAUAUUCGGCCCUAACCCUAACCCUAACCCUAUCCCCACGCUUGCAAUAAUAUUGCUUCACAUGGUAUCUAUACUCCCUUGCUGCGCCUCCGGCCGCCUCCUGAUUCACCCUCUCUUUUUCAGCCCAAACCACCGUUGCCAACGCCGUUACCAUUUCAAGCUCCGGCCUCGCCGGACAAACCUAUCCGUCUGCUCUGUCUCGAAGAACAGCUCCUCGUUCUACUCAAACGAUCAAGAUCUGCGGCAGAAGCUCCCGCGAACGUUGUUUCCGGGCGGGUACAAGCGUCCGGAGAUCAAAGUUCCCAGUCUGAUCCUGCAAGUGAGCGCGGAAGAGGUGUUAGAGGCUAGAAAUGUUUUGGAUAUGAUUGACGAGGCGGUUUCGAGCCGAGUUGGGAUUGUGGUGCUCAAUGGAGGAGCAGGAAGCGGUGGGAGGCUGUACGAGGCUGCCUGUUUGUUGAAGUCGGUGAUUAGGGAUCGGGCCUAUUUUAUGAUUGCCGAGCGUGUUGAUAUAGCGGCUGCCGUUAAUGCCAGUGGAGUUGUGCUCUCUGAUCAAGGUCUUCCUGCAAUUGUGGCAAGAAACACAAUGAUGGACUCCAGAUCUGAUUCAGUAGUUCUUCCUUUGGUCGCAAGAAAUGUGAAAACCUCAGAUGCUGCAUUAAAUGCAUCUAAUUCUGAAGGUGCUGAUUUUCUUAUAUAUCAGAUUGAUGGAGAAAAAAAACAUGUUGAGGAAUCUGUGAGCUCUAUUCGGAACAGUGUGAAAGUUCCAAUAUUUCUUAUGAUUGAUUUGCUUCAAUUUGACACAUCACAGAGUGGAGCAGGAAGAUUCCUAAAAUCAGGAGCUAGUGGUUUAGUGGUUUCAUUGGAAGAAAUAAAAUUGUUUUCUGAUGAAGUACUGAGGAAAUUGUUUGACGUACAUCCAUCAAAUAAGAGGGGCCAGGAAAAGAUUGAACAUACAGAUAAGCUCACCGUAUUUGAUGUUGAUAAUGGAUUUUCCGGGAAAAAUGUGGUGUCUGGGUUUGUUAAGUUGGAGGAUAGAGAACGUCAAUUGUUAGAGACGGAGAAGUCUGUAAUGCUUCAAGUGAUAAAUGUUAUCCGGGAAGCCGUACCACUGAUGGAGGAGAUCUCGCUUCUUAGUGAUGCUGUUUCACAACUUGAUGAGCCAUUUUUACUGGUUAUAGUGGGUGAGUUCAACUCUGGCAAAUCGACUGUCAUCAAUGCAUUGCUUGGGAAUAAAUAUUUAAAAGAUGGAGUUGUUCCCACUACAAAUGAGAUCACAUUCUUACGUUACUCUGAGUUGGAAUCUACUGAGCAACAGCAUUGUGAGAGGCAUCCAGAUGGCCAGUACAUAUGCUAUUUACCCGCGUCAAUUCUCAGAGGAAUGAUAAUUGUUGAUACACCUGGAACGAAUGUGAUUCUGCAACGACAGCAACGCCUGACUGAGGAAUUUGUUCCCCGUGCAGAUUUGCUUCUUUUUGUUAUAUCUGCUGACCGGCCAUUAACUGAAAGUGAGGUUGCUUUUCUUCGUUACACCCAGCAGUGGAAGAAAAAAGUCGUGUUUGUUCUGAAUAAAGCUGAUAUCUAUCGGAAUACUGACGAGCUCGAAGAAGCUAUUUCUUUCAUAAAGGAAAAUACACAGAAAUUGCUGAAUGCAGAACAUGUUACAGUGUAUCCUGUAUCUGCACGUUCUGCUCUUGAAGCAAAACUUUCCUCUACCUAUUUUGCUGGAAAAGAGACUGGAGAGCUAUAUGUCACUAAUCCUGAAUGGGGAAUCAGUAGCUUCUAUGAACUUGAAAAGUUCUUGUAUGAUUUUCUAGAUGGGUCGACAAGUAUGGGGAUUGAAAGGAUAAGACUCAAGCUUGAGACACCUAUUGGAAUCGCAGAGCAACUACUCUCUGCUUGUCAGAAGAUUGUGAUAGAAAAGUGUCAGCAUGCCAAAAAGGACUUGAUCUCAAUAAAUGAACUAGUUGGCAGUGUGAAGGAUUACGCAAUGAAGAUGGAAAGUGCAAACAUUUCUUGGAAGAGACAGACUUUAUCACUUAUUGAUAGUACACAAGCACGCAUUUUCAAGGUUAUAGAAUCAACCUUACAAUUAUCGAAUCUUGAUCUUGUUGCUUCAUAUGCUUUCAAAGAGAAAUCUGCUCCAAUGCCAGCCACUUCAAAUGUCCAAAAUAACAUUAUUGGUCCUGCACUUUCUGAUGCACAAAAACUACUUGGGGAAUAUAUGACAUGGUUGCAGUCAAGCAAUGCUCGUGAAGGAAGGUUGUAUAAGGAAUCUCUUGAGAAAAGAUGGCCUUCAAUUGCUGAUCCUCAAAAACAUGCACAUUUGGUAACUGGCGAGUUGCUGAUGAGAAAAUAUGAAAAGGGUGCAAAAGUCAUAGAGAACUUCAAUGCUGCUGCUGCUUCUGAACGGUUUGAGCAAGAAAUUCGUGAAGUGUUCUUGAGUACCUUUGGUGGUUUAGGAGCAGCUGGUCUAUCUGCAUCACUUCUCACAUCAGUGCUGCCAACCACUGUAGAGGAUCUUCUUGCUCUUGGCCUUUGUUCUGCUGGCGGUUUCUUGGCAGUUUCGAAUUUCCCAGCCCGUAGACGAAAAAUGGUAGAUAAAGUGAAAAGGACAGUUGAUGCCUUGGCACUAGAGCUAGAAGAGGCAAUGAAGAAGGAUCUUUUUGAAGCAACUCAGAAUCUGGAAAAUUUUGUAGAACUCAUUGGCAAGCCAUAUCAAGAUUUGGCACAGCAUAGAUUAGAUGAACUUUUGGAGACACAAAAGAAACUAACGAAUAUUGAAAAAGAACUUGAAAUAUUACGGAUUGAAAUCCAAAAUCUCCAUGUACCUCACAAUAUUAAUAGUUGUUGAGGCAUCAAUCAGUGAUGGAUGCAAAAGGGAGGUGUGAAGUUGUAACAAGCAUUGUUCUUUAUAUAUAUAUAUUUUCAUAAA